Molecule: messenger RNA, 519 nt
Organism: Truncatella angustata
Lineage: Eukaryota; Fungi; Ascomycota; Sordariomycetes; Amphisphaeriales; Sporocadaceae
Exons: 1
Coding region: 166-408 (80 amino acids)
Source: RefSeq, a predicted model, not a curated record
AGUGUUGGAAAUAUCGAUUCCAAUGACAUGGGUUUAUACAUUCUAGAACUCCUGGUGGAUUCAUGUUAUUAGAUCUGCGAAGGGUUUAGCUACUUGCAUAGCAAAGGAAUUUGUCACGGAGACCUAAGUCCCGGAAACAUUCUUUUGCGACUUGAUUAAGUAGCAAUGGGAGGCAACAUAUCUGACAGAGAUGUAGAGCGAUCGUUGGGCACCCCGAAAGGAUAUCUACUCAAGACGACAUGCGGAGAGAGUCCACAGCUUCAUGGCCCUCAACCUGAAGCGCUCGUGGUAGAAGGGUCUAUAGAAAGGGUGAAACGGCGCUACAAACUAGGGAAACCAGCAAUCGUAGAUUUCAGUUUGGCGGGGGGUUGGCAGACAAUCCGCCAAAGUCUCCAGAUUUCCAACUGAGAUAUACAGCCCCUGAGCUCAUUUCCCGAUGCGGUCCUUGAGGCUAUGCAACGGAUAUAUGGGCGCUUGCAGCGACUUUGUACGAAAUUUGUACUCAAGGGCCACUGAUCG